Messenger RNA from Drosophila guanche, 4936 nucleotides. RefSeq lists its product as uncharacterized. Gene Ontology annotation, biological process: actin filament bundle assembly; positive regulation of actin filament polymerization; plasma membrane organization. Bases 972 to 4283 code for a protein of 1103 amino acids. The record is from RefSeq and is a predicted model, not a curated record. NCBI's taxonomy places the organism in Eukaryota, Metazoa, Arthropoda, Insecta, Diptera, Drosophilidae. Gene Ontology annotation, molecular function: protein binding. The transcript is spliced from 13 exons. Gene Ontology annotation, cellular component: cytosol; nucleoplasm.
CUCGGCCGCUCAGUCAAGUUUUAAGCUUCGUCGCGUUCGGUUGGGAAAAAGUUGUACCGCGUUUCCGCGUGGUUUUGAGUCCCGGUGUUGUUUUGGUUUAAUCUGAACACUCGUAACGCCUGCGCAUUUACCCGCAAAUAAAGUCGUCGUCGUUCGGUGUGCAAACUGUUUAAAUCAUUUGACAAAAACAAACAUAGUUGAGUGCGAAUAUCGACGACUACUUGUGCAAUACGUGGUGGAACACAAUUGGAUUUAUGGAUUCACGCUUGAGAACUGAUUAGAGAUCCACAAAUAACCGAACCACGUGUAACACGGUGCAAAUUGAUGAUAACAGCCCGUGCAAACAUUGUACAAGGCAACAAAAAUUCAAAGACCUCGCGGCACGCAGCUCCAACGAGAAGCUCAACAGUUGGCCAGAAGCAAAAGCCACAGAAACACUUUGUUGGCGCUUUGCUGGCUCAUUUCAUUUACCUGAUUUGUGGCGGCAUUACGUGUUUUCGAUUUGGGCUCUGGUUCGGUCUUGUCUGGUCUCUGGCCGCCAAAAAGAAAGUCACGACACGACAGUUCCCCCGGCUGUCUGAGCCAGCCAGAAACGAGAUUUCCAAGAUUCUCUGCAACGAAAGUCAAAGUUACUCCAAGUUUACUCCAAAUUCGGGUUUGCGUUUGAGUUUUGGGUUGGAGUUGGAGUUGGAGUUGGCCCCCCCGGUUCAACGUCUUUUCAGCGCUGUGUGCCACAUUUUGGAAAGUGAAAAUCGAGUGCAACGCGUGUCCAAAAUCUGAAGCUGAUUCCACAGCGGACGCUGCAGUUGAAAGUGAAUUCGAGUUGCAAGUGAUUUUCGGGUGCCUUUUGUUUUGCUGCUCCGGUUUGAUUCAUCAGCAGCCCAGUUAUUUAGCUACUUGGAGCCACCAACCACUUCACGUCGCAUUCAUUGAUCGAUAGCAACCGGCAAACCGGAGAACCAGCAACCACAAUGGAGGCCGAAGAAGUUACAAAACUUGUCGAUGGCGUUUAUCGGAAUAUACUCGACAGAUUCAAUCCGGGUGCCNGGGGCCGGGCGGAGGUCCGGGCAGGGAGAGGUGCCGCAACCGCCUCGCGUCUAUUCAAUGAAGCAUUGGCCAAGAUUGCAAUGAACGCCCAGCAGAGCGGAACGGGAGAUAUUGGUUCAGCUUUGAUGAGCGUUGUGAAUGUGAACAAGGAUAUACAGGAGCAGCAGAUGAAUAUUCUAAAAGCCUUCUACGUCGAUCUAUUGGUGCCAUUGGAGACUAAUCUGGAGAAGGACACCAAGGUGGUGCAGCACGAGCAGAAGAAGUUCAUGCAGCAGCACAAGGUGCGCAUGGACAGCUACCAGAAGGCCGUCACCACAAUGAAGAAGCAGCGCAAGAAGAAGGCCACGCCCGAGAACACCGAAAAGGAGCUGCGGAGCCUGCAGGUGCUGGAGGAUCAAAAGAAGAAGCUGGAUGUGUUCUGCGAUCAGAGCUAUAAGAAUGCCAUGACACAGGAGCGACGUCGCUAUGGGUUCGUCUUGGAGCGCCAGUGCUCGAUCGCCAAGCACUGGAUGGCCUAUCACACCACCGGGAAGACGGUAAUUGACAAUAAUUUUGAAAAUUGGCAAGAAAUUGCCGCUUCUCGUGAGAUCAUUCCGCCAGCAGCGUACGAGAGCGGCUACAGCAGCAGCAGCAACCACAACAACAAUGCGAACAUGAGGCGACUGGAGCGCAUCAAAGACGGAGACGAUGGGCAGGUACACAGCCAGCUGAAGAAAUCGCGCAGCAUCGACGCCCCCUAUGGGGAUAUGCGCACCCUGCACGAGCGUGAGAAUAUCGGCGGAGUGGGGUCAUCGCACUACGCACAGAACUCGCUGCCACGCGCCAAGUCGGACUUUAAUCUGGCACUCGUUGGCACUGGCCUGGGAUCGGGCAACAAUCACAAAAUCAUCGAGGAACAACUGGCGCCGCUGAGCGAUGAUCAGCGCGGGGAUCAGCGUCCCUUGGUCAAGGCUCUGUACGCGUACAUGCCCUCCGGGGAGAACCAGUUGUCGUUCGAGGAGGGCGAUCGCAUUGCAUUGGUCGGCGGCAAGGCCAAGGGCUGGCAAUUUGGCGAGAAUCUGCGCACCCAGCACUUUGGCUGGUUCCCGGUGGCCUACACAAAUGCAGUGGACACAGGGACCGGCUCCGAGGUGCUGCCAGCCACAGGACGUCGCUACGAGAAUAUGCACAUGGGCUACGGUGGAGUUGGAGCUGGAGCUGGAGCUGGUUCUGCUGUUGCUCUGCGCAGCUACCAUGACCAGAAGCAGCAGCAGCAGCAGCAGUACAUUCCGGAGGCGCAGCUGGAGCUAAUGGACAGCGAUGCCACGUACAGAAGGAGACGCAACCACAGUGCCGAGGAGUCCUCGCCCACGCGCAUGUUCGGCGACACGCUCAAGCAGCAAAAGAAAUACCGAGCCGGAUCUGCUGCGAAUCCACGUCCGGGUCCACCGCCCACACUGCCGGCACCAGUGCCCACCGGGCAGCAGAGCCAGUCCUCGAGGAUGCUGAACAGUUCGCAGAGUUUCUGCGCCACCAAUGGAGUGCCAGCCGCUGUCGAGAGACGCAAGCAGAAGCUGCUGAAUGGCGCACAGAGCUCCAUGAGCCAUCCGUCGGGCAAGUCGGGCAAGUCGGGCGUCGCAGCAAAGACCUCGCUACACAGCAGCAAUGACAGCGGCUUUGCCAAUGAGCCGCCACCACAGCCGGAGGUGGACUACUCCGAUGAGGAGACAGCCACGCAGCGUGUGCCCAUUCGCCGUCGAGCCGAUACCAACUCGCACACGAACACACACACGGUGCCCAGGGACGGCCUGGUGGCCUCGUGGACGCUGAAUCGGAACUUCCGCAACAGCGUGGACAGCCAGAUGGACGACAAGAGCAUGCAUCGGCUGAGCCGGCAGAAUGGGAUCGGAGCGGGCAAGAUGCGCUACGAUCUGAUUGCCUCGGAUGAUGAGAUACUGCAGGCAUCCAGUGCGGGCCUCAAGCGCACCAAGUCCUUCUGGAAGUUUGGAGGUGGACGCAGCGGCGAGGAUAUUCUGGCUGGAAUGUCGCUGUGGCAGCACCGGGAUCUGGUGGCAGCACCCAAUCUCGAGGAGAUGCGGGAUCGCGAUGAGCUGGAGCGACGCUCGGACGAGGAGCGCAACAUCAAUGUUGACAGAAAUGGAAAUGGAAAUGGCAAUGGAACGCUGACCAAAUCGCACAACUCCAGCUCCUCGCAGGAGAAGCGUGGACGCAAGGACAGCCUCACCAGCACGGAGCCAUACGGGGAGGAGGAUGAGAACAUUUAUGGCGUGAGUCAGCCUCCCCCUCCGCAACAGCAGCAACAGCAGCAGCAGCAGAGGAGCAGCUACACCCCCAAGUCACGCAUGAAGAUCAUGAAGACCAUCGAGAUUGACAUCGAGGAGCCCACGGAGGGUGAGCGGCUGAGCACCAUGCGCCGCGGACAAUCCCAGUCGCAGUCCCAGCAGCAGGCACAACCACAUCGUAAGUUGGACAAGCAGGGCUCCGGCGGCUCCUCCUCCACGCCACAGCACAAGACGCAGACUCUGAGUCGAUCCAAGCCCUCGCAGCAGCAGCAGCAGCAGCAGCAGUUUCCCCUCUCCACCGACGAGGGCGAGAGCGAUGAGCAUGGAACGCUGAAGCUGAGCGACGUGAACAACUUCUUCGACGACAUGCAGCAUGACGGAGGUGCCAGCAAGGCUGGACACGGACACGGACAUGGACAUGGACAUGGAAUGGUCAUGAAAACGGUGAAGCGACAGGACAUACUCAAGCAGUACUACACCAGCGAGGACGAUGAGUCGGACGCCGAGCUCAAGUCGACCAGCUCUGACCCCUACGACUGCAUCGUCAUCAACGACCAUUUGGUGCGCAAGGAUGACAAGCUGCGCCGGCAGCAUCAUCAGCAGCAGCAGCAGCAGAUGGAGUUCCACACCUUCCGCUCCUCUACGUCCACCACAGCGACCAACACGCUGAAGAAGUCCUCCUCCAAGGAACAGGACAGCACCCUGACCCGCAAUUCCACAGCAAAUGCAAGUGCACCCACGGCCACCAUUCUGCCGCGGACACGACUCCUCAAGUCGUCCGCCAACAGCCACAACCAGAGCCACAGCCAGAGCAACAAUCACAGCAGUGCCACGCUGGAGAGAAACUCAAAGACGCUGACAGGCAACAAGAGCUACGGGCCGUGGUAUGACUUCUGGGAUCAGGAGCAGCACGGCAUCACCGGUCAAAAGUCGGCAAGUGCCAAGCUAAAGUGAGGAUCGGGAACGAGACCAGAGCCAAGCUGGGAGAAUGAAGUUUCGCCGUUUUCUUACCGGUUAAGAAAAUGCGCAGAGAGAGAGAGCGUGAAAGGAAUGCCCCCAGGCAGACUCGUGCAGAUUCUUAGAUUUAUUUGAAUGCCACACGCCAGAGACCUUUCCACUGGCAGGGCGCAACUUUUUGUUUGUUUUAUUAUGUAAAUAUUUAAUCAUACCUAUUUUAAUUGUAAACUGUAACUAAGGAAACACCCUGUUCGCUUUCUGUGCAGCAGCAAAAACCCAAGCCUAGAGUGUUGGGGCUUCAUUCUCGGUCACAGCCACAGCCACAGCCACAGCCACAUAUUCGUACUCGUACCCAUUGAAUUUUGUUUUCGUUUAGAGUCUAAGCCCAAGCAUGCAUCAUGUUUCACUCUGUUAGUCGGUGCCCCCUCCGCUUUAGGCUAAUUCAAAAGUAAUGCGAAUGUCAUUUGCCUUUCUAGCAGGCGCGGUGUGUACCGCAACUUUUCAAUAGAUUACUGAAAGUCCAGCUAGCCCCAGCCCCCAGCCCCAGCCCCGAACCCCACACGUAUUAAGCGCUUGCAAGUCUCCUUCCCGCACCAGCCUGCCUCACAGUUUGCCACCGUCAAGCUGCGACACACGAAGACCAACGACCG